Molecule: messenger RNA, 1434 nt
Organism: Prunus armeniaca (apricot)
Lineage: Eukaryota; Viridiplantae; Streptophyta; Magnoliopsida; Rosales; Rosaceae
Source: the annotation of a GenBank genome assembly
AUGGAGUAUAUAAAACCUGAACAGAGCAUCAUUUUAAAUGAGUUGUCUGCGACUGUGGAUUUUAUUACUUGUGAAUCGAUUAGGAUGUCACAGAGUGUGGAUAAAACUGGUGAGAGGACUCUGGCUGUGGUUACAAUGGUUGAUAAAGCACCAGAGGGACUGCUAGAGAAGGUUACAGCUGAUGAAGUCAAUAUUGCUCUUGGUUAUGUCUGCGUAAGGAACCGGAUUGGAGGUGAGACGUACGAGGAAGCUCUAGCUAUUUCUGACCAACUAUUUCAAACUCAUCCUCUGCUUUCCAGGAUUGACAAAUCUACAGUUGGAAUUCAUGUUUUGGCCCAAAAGUUGGUUCAAAUUCAAGCCACUAGCAUAGCUAGAAAUUUGCCGGAUAUUGUUAAGAAGAUUAAUGACAAGCUGAGUUCCUGCCUUUCAGAGCUCGACAAAAUGCCAAAGAAAUUGUCAUCUGUUGCUGAUGCCAUGAUAGUUUUCAUUAACAUCAUUGGAGUGUCCAAAGAAUCGCUUAGGAAAAUUCUUAUUAGAGGAGAAUUUGACGAGUACCAAAAUGAAAAGCACAUGCAUUGCACGGCUAGGCUUGUAGAAAUGCUCAAUCAGUAUGCUGAUGAACUUCAUAAGGCCAAUGAAAGUGAUCCCAAAAGUAACUUCUUAACGGAGGAGAUUAAGGUUUUGGAAGAAGCGAAAGGUAUUAGUCUUCCCAAUUUUCUUCCCCACAAUGUCUUUCUUUCUAUUUUGCAGCGAAAAGUGAGGGGAAUUUCAAGUAUACCAAUUAGGUUUGUUGAGCAGGUGUGGAGUUAUAUUGGGGAUGUGGUGAUUUCUGUGUUAAUGCAUGACACACAAGGCUAUUAUCAUCUUCAUAUGGCUACCAGAAGAGCUGGCCAUAAUCUUAUAUCCAAGAUGAAAGAAAGGUCAAUCAACUGGAUCUUGGAGAUUGUGGACAUGGAGAAACAUACAGAUUACACAUGUAAUCCUGAAUAUGUAUCUGAAUGGAAUAGGCUCAUGACCAAACAGAAUGCAUUCAUAGAUGGAAUCUUGAAGGAUGAGCAACGGCCCUCUAAGAUGGACGUAGAGGGUAUUGGGGAGAUUGAAUUUGAAGGUCUAAGGAAGUACACUCAUGUUGAUCUAUCUCAAGCUUUUGACUUGAAAAUGCGGAUGACUGCGUAUUGGAAGGUUGUUCUGAGAAGGCUGGUUGAUUGCAUGGCCUUGCAUUUGCAGCUGACUGUUGCAAACCUUGUGAACAAAGAAAUGGAGAUGGAGAUUGGUUGUGAGCUAAUGGGAGAAAAUCACGGCGUUGGGAUUGAGAGGAUGCUGGAGGAAGCUCCAUCAGUUGCAGUCAAGCGCGAGAAGCUCAACAAGAGCAUCAAAAAGCUCAAGGAUUCUAAGGAGGUGGUUGGUAAGAUCAUGGAUACUUAUGCUGGUUAA